AGAGUUGAACACUUGAAGGAAAUUCAAGAUAAAGAUACUUUUUGAAAUUCCCGAAUUUUAUAGAAAUUCUCGGUUUAUGCGUGGAAAAACGUCUCUGUCAAUUUGUUUUAACCCAAUUUGUUUUUGAGUGAACAUUGUGCCUUUGGGUCCUGUUUAGAGUCGUUUUUUUUGGGAAAAAAACGUGAUAAAAGUGACAAAAUUGUCUUAAAAAAUGUUUAAUAUUUUUAAAUUUUACGAAUUCAUCUGUUCCAUCUAUAAAAAGAAAGUUAGGGGGUAGAUUCUGAUAAAAAUCUUUUCUUUUUCAACACCUUAAAAGUUGUAAGAUUUUGACAGAUGGAAUUUUCAAAUCGUUCUGUUGUCGUUCUAUAAAAAAAAACCCAAAGAAUUAGCUGUUCCAGAAAACAGUCAGAAAGAACUUUAAAAAACUCUGGGGAAGUAAUUUUCUUUCAGAAUCCCAUAAAAGACACAAAUUAAGGAGUAAAAACUUCCAAAGUAUUAAAUUCAAGCUUGAAAAAUACUGAAAUAAAGCAAAAAAAAGUUAUUCGCAUUUUAGUCCUAAAGAGGAAGAUUCAAAUCGAAAAAAAAUUUUUCAGUCUUCAGUCUUAAAAAGGUUAAGAUUGAAGAAAACAAGCUUUGAUAAAGUUCUAAAUUCAAGAUUUAAAGUACUAAAUUCAAGCUGAAAAUUUGAUAUUGGUUCUACUUAGUACUAAAAAGGUUGAGAUUGAAGACAAAAAGCUUUAAAAAGUUCUUUAUCGAAACCUAAACAGUAUACUCAAUUCAACCCUAAAAUGUACUUAAUUGAAUCUUUCAAAAUAAUAAAUUAAAACCUAAAAUAUAGUUACUAAAUUUAAAUCUGAAAGUGCUUAUGCAACCCAAUAAGUUUUCCAGAUUUUCAUUUCAAAAAAGUUUCAAAAUGAAAAGAAAAACUUUAAAAAGUUACCAAAAAUCUUGUAAAUGUAUUGUAAGGAAAAAAAAGAAAAGAAAAAAGUAUCUACCCCCUCUAGGGCUUUGUAUUUUACAGAUUUGGAAUCGAGAGUUAAAUCCCCUAAACCAAAUUCAUUUUAAUUUUUUCAUUAUCGUUCAAUACAAAACAUUAUUUUUCUAACAAGAAAAGAAGAAAAUCGUGAUACUCGUGAUGCAUUUUUCCUUUUUUUUUCAUCAAUUUUUAUUACUUUGUCGAGAAAAUAUCAUAAAAAUAGAUCUUUAUAAAAAGUUCUAUUCCGCGAAGAAGUUGCAUUAUUGCAAUUUUGUCCCCAGAAAUUGCAGUACAAUUGCAGGUCAAAGUGAAAAUGAAAGUUCUACUCUUGUUCUUUGUGUGCUUAAUUGCAAUAAUAUCAAAAUCCUUGUGCAAUGACGUGGUGGUGACGUGUAAAAAUGGAUCGAUUAAAGGAAAAAUUGUUUAUGGAAAUGAGAAAGCAUUUGAAGCAUUCCUUGGGGUUCCAUAUGCUGAACCACCUGUUGGAGCACUUAGAUUCCGCAGUCCUGUACCUUGCUCUCCGUGGUCACACGUCUACGAUGCCACGUACUCAAGAGAUGAGUGUCUGCAGAAGAACUUCUACACACCUAUACCUUCCAUCACGGGCAGUGAGGAUUGUCUCUAUUUGAAUAUAUAUCGCCCAUCAAAGUGUCAUGACCGUGAAAAAUUGCCAGUUAUUGUAAUUUUUAGUCCAUAUGCUAUGAGUAUUAGUAGUCUGGAGUCUUUUGCUCCGGAUUACUUUAUGGAUACUGGGAAGGUGAUCAUAGUGGUUGUGCAGAGUCGAUUGGGAGUUUUUGGCUACUUGAGCUCUGGCGAUAGACACUGUUCUGGGAAUUGGGGUCUCAAAGAUCAGAAACUUGCUCUCGAAUGGGUACAUGAGAACAUCGGUGCAUUUCAAGGCGACAACAGCUGCGUUACUAUCAUGGGUGUAGGAUCAGGAGCAGCUUCUUGUCAAUAUCAUUGGCUAAAUCCUGAAACUUCGAAACUGUUCCAGAAAGUUAUCCUCAAGAGUGGAAGUUUGUAUGCACCUUGGGCAAUUCUGGAGGAACCUCAGAAGCAAUUUAAAUAUCAUGCUGAAUUAAUUGGUUUGCGCAAUCCAUUGGAACAAUUUAAUUAUGAUAUUAUUGAAAAAUUACGAGCUGUUGAUGCCAAAGUUCUCCUAGAGGCACAAAAUGGUUUUAAUUUUUGGGAUCUCGAUGAAUUUAUCUACUAUCGCCCAGUCGUUGAAGGUAACUACGGUGGAGCCUACAUCACAGAAGAUCCAAGAAAUGCCUGGAGCGCUGGUCACUUUGACCCUAAGCCAUUGUAUGUUACUUUUACGCACAGCGAUGGAAAUGUACGAUCACGGAUUCUUCUUGAUGGAAAUAAAAGGAAACUUUUCAAUGAAAAUAUUGAUAAAUAUCUCGUUGAAACACUUGAUUUCAACCCCGAAUACCUUUCUGAUGUGAAAAAAUACUUCUUUGGCGGUCAAAAUUGUCAAAUAACCGAUGAAAAUAUCUUUAAAUUCAUUGAGAUCCUUUCAUCGAGGCUCGUACAGCAAUCAAUCUACAACACUGUUAGGACUUUUGUCCAUUAUGUGGAUACAACAAAGUAUCCCCUAUCAAUUGAUAAAUUCAACUUAAAUGGACCACUGCAUUGGAGUAAAAUGUUCACAGGCACAGAUAUGAAUCUCAAUCCUGGUCUGGGCGAUGAUCUCAUUUAUCUCUUCCGUUUCCCGACACUUUUUUGUGAUUUCUACAAAAACUCACUCAGCUACCAAGUUAAGGACUUUUAUGUAAAUAGUCAUGUUGAUUUUGCAAUUACUGGAACUGCUACUGCCUUUUCAUACCUGGAUCCAUGCUGUGAUGAAUACGUCAGCAAGCAUGGCUUCUGCAAAUAUCAAAUCUACGGGCAUAAGACGGAAUAUGUCAAUGGAGUUCUUCAAAAUCAAUUUAUUGUGGAUACAACGAAUAUCUUUGAUAAUGGUGAAGCUGCUUUUUGGAAUAGCGUUGAUUAUGGAUUUUAAGGGGAAAUAAUGUUGUUAAAAGAAAAUUAAUAAAAAUAAUUAUACAAUCGCCGUUAAAA
This is a messenger RNA of Lutzomyia longipalpis, 3040 nucleotides long. RefSeq names its product juvenile hormone esterase-like. The record is from RefSeq and is a predicted model, not a curated record. NCBI's taxonomy places the organism in Eukaryota, Metazoa, Arthropoda, Insecta, Diptera, Psychodidae. The transcript is spliced from 3 exons. Bases 1290 to 2981 code for a protein of 563 amino acids.